AUGCUGCCGCCUCGUUUCCUCCUCCUCCUGUUCUGCUCCGCCGCCACCGCCCUCCGCGUCCCCUGCCUCUCGCGCCGCGAGCUGCUGCUCGGCGCCGGCGUUGGCCUGCCGCUCGCUGCGCCGCCGUCCGCAACAGCAAAGAUGCCGCUCUCCACCGACGAGCAGGACCGGCUCGAUGCGCUGAGCAAGUUCUCUCGCGACACGCUGCCGAGCACCACGCUACCGUCCGGCGUCGUCGUGCUUGACCUCUAUCGGGGGAGCGGGCCGGAGCCGCGCGCGGGCGAUCUUGUCUACGCGCACUUCAAGGUGUGGCCGAGGAACUUUCGGAGCGGCACGCCGGCGGACAGCUCCUUUCUCGACACGCGGCCCCACGAGUGGCGACUCGGCACGCCGGAUGAGCGGAUCCGCGCCGGCUUCGACGAGGGGAUUGUCGGGAUGCGCGAGGACGGUUGGCGACGGCUCAUCGUCCCCGCCUCGCUCGCAUAUGGCUCCGCCGGGCUGACUACGCAGCGAGGGGUCGCCCUCGUCGAGCCGGACGAGCCGGUCUUUGUCGACGUCAUCCUGGUGGAUGGCGGCUCUGGCCGCUGCGCCGAGAUCCUGCGGCCAGCGGGUGUCAGCGAGGUGGGCGCCAGGAGGCUCAAGAGUAUCUCCUGUGUGCGUGGCGCGCCCUGA
Molecule: messenger RNA, 672 nt
Organism: Emiliania huxleyi CCMP1516
Lineage: Eukaryota; Haptophyta; Isochrysidales; Noelaerhabdaceae
Exons: 1
Coding region: 1-672 (223 amino acids)
Molecular function (GO): peptidyl-prolyl cis-trans isomerase activity
Source: RefSeq, a predicted model, not a curated record